Salarias fasciatus (jewelled blenny) is the source of this 1351-nucleotide messenger RNA. RefSeq names its product probable endonuclease 4. Gene Ontology annotation, cellular component: mitochondrion; nucleus. Bases 163 to 1071 code for a protein of 302 amino acids. Gene Ontology annotation, biological process: base-excision repair. NCBI's taxonomy places the organism in Eukaryota, Metazoa, Chordata, Actinopteri, Blenniiformes, Blenniidae. The record is from RefSeq and is a predicted model, not a curated record. Gene Ontology annotation, molecular function: phosphoric diester hydrolase activity; DNA binding; zinc ion binding. The transcript has 7 exons.
AUUUUGCUGCUCGGCAUGAAGCGUCUCCAAUGAGCAGGACGCCGCGGCAGCCGCGCGCUGAGUGGCUGCUGCCGCAGGGAGGGACGCACAAAACGCCGCUUCGCCCUCCACACGGCAAACCCAGCUGAACCGUGCACGGCAACAGCAACCCAGCUUUCUCAAAUGGGCCCCAAGAAGAGACGAGUGCAGAAGGAAAGCGACUCGCGAGGAAAUAGGAAAUACAUCGGCGCGCAUGUUGGCAUUCAAGGUGGGAUCUGGAAGGCGGUGGAGUCCUGCACCCAGAUGGGAGGCAGCAGCUUCGGCCUGUUUCUGGGCUCCCAGCGCUCCUGGAAGAGGCCCCCCCUGGACCCCACAGCUGCAGACCGGUUCAGAGAGCUGUGCACCCUGCAGGGCUUCCAUCCCCACCACAUCCUGCCGCAUGGCUCCUACCUGAUGAACUGUGGAUCCCCCAAAGAGGACGUGUUUGAGAAGAGCCAGGCCCUGCUGGUGGACGAGCUGAACCGCUGCAGCCUCCUGGGCCUCAGCCUUUUCAACUUCCAUCCCGGCUCCUCGCUGGGCACCAUCACCACAGAGCAGUGUGUGGAGAAGAUAGCUGGAGCCAUCAACCACGCUCACCGGCAAACACCCCAAGUGGUUACAGUGCUGGAGAACAUGAGCGGUCAGGGCAGCACGGUGGGCGGCAAGUUCAGCGAGCUGAAGGGCAUCAUCGACAGAGUGAGGGAUCAGAGCCGAGUAGGAGUGUGUCUGGAUAUCUGUCACGCCUUCGCAGCGGGUCACGACCUAGCUGCAGAGGGAGGAGUGAAGGCCAUGCUCGAUUUGUUUGAUCAAGAAGUGGGACUCGGAUAUCUCAAAGCCAUGCACCUCAAUGACUCCAAAGGUAAGCUGGGCUGUAACCUUGAUCGACACGAGGACAUCGGUAAAGGCGAGAUUGGAAUCGCAGCUUUUCGUGAUAUCAUGAACGAGCCCCGACUGGACAACAUCCCUCUGAUUCUGGAGACGCCUGGACGGCCAAAAUUUGAAUAUGCUGAGCAGAUCAAACUUCUUCAGUCUUUGGUGAUAGAAAAUAAAUGAUGCUUGCGGGCGAAUUGGUUUUGCCAAUGUCCGAAUGGUUAAAUGUUCAGUACUGUAAAGGUUUUUUCUAAAUAUGGGAAAGUUGAUGGAUAACGUGUUUGAUUGUUACUCACUUUUGUCUUUAAUUGAACCUGAAGCUCAGAUGUUUUUAUCAGGUGUGUAAAAUGUCAUCCUGUCCAGCAGAGGGCAGCAGCGACACACAUACAAGCCUUGACUUUGACCAUUGUUCUUAUAAGUUGUAUUUGUAUGUUGUUUUCUCAAUUGUUUUUGUCAUUUUUUU